UCAAUUUCAGCAAUUAGAAAGUGGCAUUACUGGAAUUUACCUGAUGUUCUUUUGUAGACAAAUGCUUUUUUCAACUUGACUUGUUUCAAAAAGUAGAUUCUCACUUGCAGCCAUUACCUAUGAAUGUAUACUAAGUUUAAAAGCCCUAGGAAUACUACUGAUGGAAUCCUGAAGGCAGAAUUGGCUAUGAUGUCAUAGACCCUUGAAGGAAACUUCUAAAAGUGACAUUUAGUUAUAACAGAGACUAAACAAGAAAGAUGCUUACUGAAUAAGGUGGGAUCCAACAAGAGUGUAGUAUGGAAUGUAAUAACUUAUGAAUUACUUUUUUUCUGAAGGAGCUCAACAGAAUGACACCUAAGAAAGGCAAAGUCUUCGACACUUGGUACAUUUGUGAUUUUUGGCCAUCACUUGAAAAUUAAUAAAUUUGAAAUCACUAGUCUUAGAAAUGGAAGAAAGUGAUGACUCUGAUAAGCCUAUCUCAGCAUGUAGGCAAGAAAUUCGAAAGAGAAGACGACCCAGCCAACCAAUGGUAGACAAAUCCCAGCAAACUGCUGUAAUAGAGAAAAAGAAACACAUGGCCAUACCAAAAUCAUCGAGCCCCAAAGCUACCCAUCAUAUUGGUAAUACUUCUGGAAGCAAAGGCAACUACUCUGCCAAAGCCUAUGAGUCUAUUACAGUAUCUUCUGAACUUCAGCAAACUUGGACAAAGAGAAAGCGUGGACAGGUAAUGACUAGUAAGUCUCUCCAGACAGACACCAUUGUAGAAGAGAAAAAAGAAGUCAAGUUAGUUGAGGAGACCGUGGUAACUGAAGAAAAGUUACCUGACGUUAGAGAAGCAGCUAUUGAAUUGCCAGAGAGUGUUCAGGAAGUAGAAAUUCCACCAAACAUACCUUUAGAUCAACUAAAAAUGGACAGAUCUCAGCAGACCAGCCUUACAGAAUACUGGACCAUGACGCACAUCCCCCAUGUAGAAAAAGUGGACAAGGAACAACAGACAUACUUUAGUGAAUCAGAAAUAGUGGUUAUUUCCAGGCCAGAUAGUUCUUUUACAAAGUCAAAGGAAGGUGCCCGGAAACAUAAAUCCUCCGGAAAGAUUUCUGCUAGUGAACACCCUGAAUUUCAACCAGCAACAAGCAGCAAUGAAGAAAUUAAGCAGAAAAGUAUCAGCAGAACUUCAUUUACUCAGGAGACUAAAAAUGGUCCUCCGGUACUUUUAGAAGAUGAGCUUAGGGAAGAAGUAACUAUACCUGUUGUACAAGAAGGUUUUGCUGUUAAAAAAGUGGCUUCUGCUGAAAUAGAGCCUCCACCAACAGAAAAAUUCCCAGCUGAAAUACAGCCUCCGUUAGUUGAAGAGGCCACUGCUAAGGCAGAGCCCAGACCCGCUGAAGAGACCCAUGUCCAAGUACAGCCAUCAACUGAAGAGACUCCUGCUGCUGAGGCAGCCACUGCAGUUGCAGAGAAUUCUGUUAAAGUUCGGCCUCCAUCCGCUGAAGAGGCCCCAUUAGUGGAGUUUCCUGCUGAAAUUCUGCCUCCAUCAGCUGAAGAGUCCCCUUCAGAAGAGCCUCCUGCUGAAAUUCUGCCUCCAUCAGCUGAAAAGUCUCCUUCAGUAGAGCCUCCUGGUGAAAUUCAGUCUCCCUCAGCAGAGAAAGCUCCCAUUGAAGUACAGCCUUUACCAACUGAAGGCAUCCUUGAAGAGGCCCCAGCUAAAGUAGAGCCUGCCACUGUUGAAGAGACCCUUGCUGAAGUUCAGCCUCUGUUACCUGAAGAGGCUCCUAGAGAAGAGGCUGGAGAACUUCAGCUUUCAACAGCUAUGGAGACCUCUGCAGAAGAGGCUCCUGCUAAAGUUCAGUCUCCAUUAACUGAAGAGACCACUGCAGAAGAGGCCUCUGCUGAAAUUCAGCUUCUAGCAGCUACAGAGGCUCCUGCAUAUGAAACUCCUGCUGAAACUCGAUCUCCACUAUCUGAGGAGACUUCUGCAGAAGAGGCGCCUACUGAACUUCAGCCUCCAUCAGGUGAAGAGACCACUGCAGAAGAGGCCUCUGCUGAAAUUCAGCUUCUAGCAGCUACAGAGGCUUCUGCAGAAGAGGCUCCUGCUGAAGUUCGGCCUCCACCAGCUGAGGAGGCCCCUGCUGAAGUUCAGCCUCCACCAGCCGAGGAGGCCACUGCUGAAGUUCGGCCUCCACCAGCUGAGGAGUCCCCUGUGGAAGUUCAGCCUCCACCAGCUGAGGAGGUCCCUGCUGAAGUUCAGCCUCCACCAGCUGAGGAGGCCCCUCCUGAAAUUCAGCCUCCACCAGCUGAGGAGGUCCCUGCUGAAGUUCAGCCUCUACCAGCUGACGAGGCCCCUGCUGAAGUUCGGCCUCCACCAGCUGACGAGGCCCCUGCUGAAGUUCGGCCUCCACCAGCUGACGAGGCCCUUGCUGAAGUUCAGCCUCCACCAGCUGACGAGGCCCUUGCUGAAGUUCAGCCUCCACCAGUUGAGGAGGCCACUGCUGAUGUCCAGUCUCUACCAGCUGAAGAGACUUCUAUAGAAGAGACCUUUGUUGCAGUACACUCUCCCCCAGCUUAUGAGGUCCCUGCAGAAGAGGCCCCUGUUGACAAAUAUUCCCCAACCAGCUGAUUUGCUUCUGACUGACGAGUUUGCUAUACAAGAGGCCUCUGCUGAAGUUUCACCUCCACCAUCUGAACAAACCCCUGAAGAUGAGGCUCUGGCAGAGAAUGUGUCUACUGAAUUUCAGUCACCGCAGGUGGCAGGAAUUCCAGCAAUAAAAUUAGGAUCGAUUGUUUUGGAAGGUGAAGCAAAAUUUGAAGACGCUUCAAAAAAAAUUCUGUCUAAUACCAAUGAUGGAUCUAAAGAUUUGUCUAAUACUAAUGAUGGACAGACUCCCACUCUUGAAAUAGAAGGUGUCUUUCAUGUAGAAUUAAAAAAAGUCCUCCUGAACUGUAGUCAGUUAGUACCUAAGCUAGCAAUCAGAAGCUACAUGGUUUUGGAAGAACAUACUUUAGAAAAGGGUGGGCAGCUGGAAGUAGCUUUGUCAAUAAGGCAAAUUAAAGUGAACCCCAAGACUUGGAGUACAAGUUGGAAAAUGAACAAUAAAAACUG
This is a messenger RNA of Piliocolobus tephrosceles (Ugandan red Colobus), 3100 nucleotides long. RefSeq names its product fibrous sheath CABYR binding protein (gene FSCB). The transcript is spliced from 2 exons. Gene Ontology annotation, cellular component: sperm fibrous sheath; sperm principal piece. The coding region runs from base 446 to 2617 and encodes 723 amino acids. Lineage: Eukaryota; Metazoa; Chordata; Mammalia; Primates; Cercopithecidae. The record is from RefSeq and is a predicted model, not a curated record. Gene Ontology annotation, biological process: negative regulation of protein sumoylation. Gene Ontology annotation, molecular function: calcium ion binding.